UUAAGCUGCAUGUCAAUAACCGAGCACACGAGGUUAGUAAUUCAGGGAAGUGAUCUGAAAGAAGAAACAAGCAUGUUGCAGGUUUCUCGUACUGGCAUCAGCCUCUUUCUGUUUGUAAUGUUGAGGGUCUUCAAAAACAGCAUGGAGGCUAUGGAAAACGGGCAACAACAGGAGCCUGAAAAACAGUGGAUCUUGCCUCCAAUUAAAAUCACAGAAAAUAUAGACUACAGAGACAAGGAAUGUAUUGCCUGGAUUAGAUCUUCUAUCGAGCAAGACACAAGAGUGGUCUAUGGGCUGGAAGGCAAAGGAGCAACCGAAGAUCCUUUCAACGUAUUUGUUGUGAAUAAAGAUAAUGGUAACAUCCAAGUCACAAAGAUCUUGGACAGAGAGGAGUUUGCGAAGUACAAUCUCACAGGAACGGCGAAAGAUCUGCAUAAUAAACUCUUAGAGAAGCAGCUGGAGAUUCAGAUUAUUGUUGAAGAUAAAAAUGACUGUGUCCCCGUCUUUAAAGACAACCAAAAAGGAGAAGUUCUUGAACGGAGCCCGACAGGUACUACCGUUGUGCAAACAACUGCUACAGAUGAUGAUGACCCUGCUACCGAUCAUGCCAAAAUUACAUACCGUAUCACAAGUCAGUCGCCACGAUACCCAGAUCAGAUGUUUAAAAUAAGUGAGAGAGGCAUGAUUUAUGUUGACAAACCUACCCUUGACAGAGAAAGGCAAAAUAACUAUACUUUGAUUGUACACGCUAUAGACAUGAAUGGAGCACCCAAUGGCAACACUGGAACAGGAACUGUUCACAUUACAAUCCUCGAUGUCAACGAUAAUCCUCCUACGCUGGAAAAAGAUGAAUAUUCUGGCAGUGUGAAAGAAAAUAAAGCAAAUGUUGAAGUCAUGAGGAUAAAGGCCUUCGAUAAAGAUCUAGAAUUUACAGAAAACUGGGAGGCAGUGUUUGACUUUGUGUCAGGAAACGAAGGGGGCUACUUCAGUUUUAUAACUGACACUAAGACUAAUGAAGGAAUCGUAAUGUUAAAUAAGCCACUAGAAAACGAAGCUUUCCGUACCCUUGAGCUUGCAGUUGCCGUUAGAAAUCGGGUGGCCUUUUAUGAUGGAGCAGAAUUCAGUCCAAGAAGAAAAAACUAUCCCGUUAAAAUUCAAGUUAAACCUGAAGGUCCCCGGUUUAUUCCUAACACACUGUUUGUCUCAGUUUACGAGGAGAGGAAAAAAGUGAUCAUCAACAGAGUAAUUGCAAAAUAUCCAGCUUUUGAUCGGCACACUCAGAAAAUUAUUGAAAAAGUCAGAUAUGCAAAGGCAUUUGAUCCUGACAACUGGCUGUCAAUUGAUGUAAAGACGGCAGAGAUCAAACUGAACAAGCUGCCAGACCGGGAGUCCAGGUUCUUGGUUAAUGGCACAUACUACGCACGUGUGUUGGUCAUAACUGAAAAUUUCCCUGCCAAAACCGCCACUGGUACGAUUGCUAUCCAGGUGGAGGACCACAAUGACCACUGCCCAGUUCUGACCAGUACUUCCCAGUUUCUGUGUACUGAGAGCAGAGCUGUGUUUGUCACAGCUGAGGAUGGAGAUAUCGAUCCCAAUGGACCUCCCUUUGAUUUCAAAAUCAUUCCUGAAGGUACCAAGGGCACGUGGAGAGCUGAAAAACUGAAUGACACCACUGCAAUCCUGCGAGCCCGUGAUAACUUGUGGCCUGGUUCAUAUAAGGUUGCUGUGGAGGUGAAAGACCAACAAGGCUUCGCCUGUGCUGAUAAGCAGGUUGUAAAGAUAGAUGUCUGCACCUGUAAUGAACAGAAAACCUGUGAGGCCACAAGAAAAUCAACAGGUGGUGGACUGGGAUUUGCUGCCAUGGGUCUGCUCAUCUUGGGGUUCCUGAUGCUGCUCUUUAUGGCCCUAAAUCUGUUAUUUUGCUCAUGUGGAAGGCUUAAAGGGGGUGCAGAUAAUGAAUUUGUUACUGAAGGGCAAUUGAUGCCAUAUAACACAGAAGAAAAGGGUGAAGACAAGGAGGUUCCAUGUCUGAAAGCACCUCUGGGACCUGUCCUUGGAAUACUGCGUGUAAAGACAGGAGAGGGUGCUGGUCUACACAGGCAGGGGGAAAUUAAGAAAACAUUCAGAGACCUGGCUAAAAGAUUUGAAGGGUCUAGGACUGAUAACAUCCACGAAGAAGCUCUUAGCAAAGAAGUUCUGAAAACAUCGCAAAGGUCUUAUUCAAGAUUCGAAGAUGUCUGUGUUGACACAGCACUCUCUGAAGUGUUUUUGAAGGCUUACUAUUCACAGAAGUCAAAGUAUGCUGCAGAGAAAGCCCUGACAGUAACAGAUGGUGUGCUGGUUUUUGACUUUGAAGGACGAGAAUCCCCUGUGGGUUCAGUGGGAUGCUGCAGUUUCAUUGAAGGAGACGACGAUGAUUUGGAGUUCCUGAAUGACCUGGGACCCACGUUUAAGACCCUUGCUGAGAUCUGCAUGGGUGAAGAAAAGAAAUCAGAACUUGUGGUCCCUCCUGCCAUGCCUACUGUCCAGGAUGUGGCUGUAACUCGCACAGAGAUCAAGAGAGAAAACACUGUGACAACUGAUGCUGUGAGACCUCAGCCCAGCCCAGUUCCUCAGCCCCAGAUCCAGAAAAACAUCGUCACUGAGCAGUAUUCUUCCACCACUCUCCCAGCCAUGCACCUCAGAGAAAAUGUAGUAGUUCCUAGUCCUGCAUAUGUCAUCCUACAGCCUGUGUAUUACACAACCACCUCAGUGGUUCAACCCACUCGGUACAUUGUGGAGCCGCAGGUCCACAACACCGUGCUCUUCUCAGAAAGGCCAGCUGCUCCUAAUGUGCAGGGUGUGCUGCUGGUGAAAGAAGGCCCAGGCUCUGAGAAGGUCCUGUUUCAAGAGAACAGAGUGGUGUCUGGCUCUGCUGUGCAGGGCGGAGUGCUGGGUUACCUCCAUGGCAAUGGCUCUCAGAAUGUGGUGUUAGUGGAGACGAAGGCAGGGUCAGGGCAGUUUGUGCAGGAAGGGAUUGCUGGGCUUAAUCAAGGAGCCAUGCACAGGGUUGGACUGCCAGGCUCACAGAAUGUGGUGUUAGUGGAGAGGAAGGCUGGAUCUGGGCAGGUCAGAGGUGAAAUAUCUGGAAAACAGAGUGUGAUGUUUACAGAAAAAGUGGUAUAAUCUAGCUCGGUUUCACAUGGUGAAAUGAUGAAUGCAGGUUCCUUUUACAUGAGUGAUCUGCAUGGCUCUCAAAAAGUAAUUAUGAAAGAGGAAAUCAAAGUGUCUCUCAUCAAAGUGCAGAGUCUUAACUCACCAGUUCUGGUUAAAAGAGCCAUGCCACGAUUGUAAUUGAGAUUUGAUAGUUAUUUUUUCCUUUGUAAUCAUGAAUUGUACAUUGAUUAAAAAAAAGCUGAAACACAUUGGUUCAUGUUAUUUUCAUGUUACAAAAAGGUAGUUCAAUUCACUUCAAAUGAGCUCCUAUCUACAAAUGCAUAAUCAUAACAAUAGCUUAACAUUUUAGUGCAGUUCCAUACAUAUUUAGUACUGCAUGUGCAAAUUAGUCUAUAAAUGAAAGUAAAACUGUUAAAUAUUGCUUUUGGAUUUCAGGAGUUACAGUGACUAGGAGUUUAAUCUAUUACAUUUUAAAAAUAUUAUUCUUCUCUGGCUUUUAACUUGUAGUUACUUUCUAAGUGCAUGCUUUGUAUUAUGCCUGUUUCUUUGAAAUGUAUCUGCUUUGUACACCACUCAGUAAUUUGAAUAUAAAGGAAGCUAUUUAAAUAUUUUAACUAUUUCAUGUUCCAUUACCUAGUAUUCACAUGAAGUAAUACAAUAAAAGUUGGGUAUUUACUGACUACAAGGUAUUCAAUGUCUAUGUAUUUCAAAGAUUUUUUGGACAACAUUAAUUGGGCACAUAAUUAAUUAAUUAAUUAAUUAA
Lepisosteus oculatus (spotted gar) is the source of this 3919-nucleotide messenger RNA. RefSeq names its product desmoglein-2.1-like. Gene Ontology annotation, biological process: homophilic cell-cell adhesion. The record is from RefSeq and is a predicted model, not a curated record. Gene Ontology annotation, molecular function: calcium ion binding. Lineage: Eukaryota; Metazoa; Chordata; Actinopteri; Semionotiformes; Lepisosteidae. Gene Ontology annotation, cellular component: desmosome; plasma membrane.